Messenger RNA from Aspergillus neoniger CBS 115656, 356 nucleotides. RefSeq names its product NAD(P)-binding protein. Gene Ontology annotation, molecular function: oxidoreductase activity, acting on the CH-OH group of donors, NAD or NADP as acceptor. The transcript is spliced from 2 exons. NCBI's taxonomy places the organism in Eukaryota, Fungi, Ascomycota, Eurotiomycetes, Eurotiales, Aspergillaceae. The annotation marks the transcript as partial. The record is from RefSeq and is a predicted model, not a curated record.
AUGCCCCUCCCCCAAAUCCUAGUCGGCAAAGUCGCCGCCAUCACAGGUGGUUUAACCGGUAUUGGCAGGGCCAUCGCCCUCGAAUACCUCCGCCACGGCGCCAAAGUAGCCGUAAACCACCUCGGCGGACCCAAAGAAGAGCCCCUCAUCGAAGCAAUGCGCAAAGACGUAUCUGAAAUUAUCCGAUCCAACAGCGACAGUGACAGCGAGCAGAGCAGCAGAUUCAUCCUGGUCGCAGGAGACGUAACACAGCCCGAGACAGGGCGGGACUUCGUAUCCAAAGCCGUGGAAGCCUUUGGCCGACUCGAUGUGUUUGUGAGUAAUGCGGGAGUGUGCAAGUUUGAGGAGUUUCUUGA